Marasmius oreades (fairy-ring Marasmius) is the source of this 1532-nucleotide messenger RNA. RefSeq lists its product as uncharacterized. NCBI's taxonomy places the organism in Eukaryota, Fungi, Basidiomycota, Agaricomycetes, Agaricales, Marasmiaceae. Gene Ontology annotation, cellular component: extracellular region. Gene Ontology annotation, molecular function: chitinase activity; chitin binding. The transcript has 3 exons. Bases 84 to 1532 code for a protein of 482 amino acids. Gene Ontology annotation, biological process: carbohydrate metabolic process; chitin catabolic process. The record is from RefSeq and is a predicted model, not a curated record.
CUGCUCAGUACCAUCAUCAUCUCAUCGCGUUCUAUACCGACUCCAAAGCUAUUCUAUUCGUUUCAUUACUAUCUUCAUCUACGAUGAGGUUCUUAGACCUCUACAUUGUACAUUUGGCCUCCUUUGGUGUCCUCCAAGCCAUAUCCACUUCUUCUAUCAUCAGUUCCACGCCCGCUGUGCUCUCAGAGCAAUCUGGUUCGACCUCUAGCUCUUCUUCAUCGUCGAAUCAAACACCAUCCAGCUCCUUCACUUCGGCGAUAACUCCCAAUAGUACACAGAGCCCUACUCCAAGCUUCAACAACACAUCUCUCGAAAUGAAUCAAUGGUCGGUUCACGAUAACGAAGCCGUCUUCAACGUUCCCAAGAUUGAAAUCACUGCUCUCAACGGCGAUGAGCUCUUUGUAACGACUGAUCUCUAUCUCGUCAUGGCGUAUUAUUCUAGCUGGCUCUCGGACAUCCUUCCACCAGAUGAGAUUGACUACAGUAGAUUCGAUAUCGUCUUCUAUGCCUUCAUCAUCCCUGACUCCAGUCAUAACCUCGGAUUCGCCGGCGAGUCCCCUGACGUCUUGACGCAGUUGGUCGAUCACGCCCACAAACAUGAGAAAAAAGUCCUAAUUAGCAUUGGGGGCUGGACUGGAAGCGCUCAUUUCUCAUCUGCUGUUGAAAAUGAAGAGCAAAGGCGGCUUUUUGCGAAUAACAUCGAUGACUUCUACCGCAAGUAUAAUCUUGAUGGCAUUGAUAUCGACUGGGAAUACCCUGGACGUCAAGGAGACCCUGGCAAUGAACUUGACUCUUCCGAUUCCGCAAAUUUUCUCGAAUUCCUGAAACUUCUGCGAUCUGUUCUACCGCCUAAUGCCAAGAUUACUGCCGCAGCCACUACUCUACCUUUCGCUGGCCCUGCUGGACAACCUAUGGAGGACGUUUCAGAAUUCGCAAAUGUCCUGGACUGGGUUCUGCUCAUGAAUUACGACACUUGGGGAACAACUUCGAACCCAGGUCCGAAUGCGCCCCUCUCUGACACUUGCAACAACUCCACUCAAUCUGCUUCAAGUGCAGCAGCAGGAUUCAAUGCCUGGACAAACGCUGGAUUUCCGGCUCGUCAGCUCGUACUUGGUCUGCCUUCCUAUGGAUACAUUUCAGAGUCGACCCAGACACACCUCCGUACUCGUUCUGACGGACCAUCAGUGUCGGAUUCCGAUGACUUUACUCGAUUGAAAAUCCCUGAAGGAGGCGAUCAAGGCUCAGUAUCCGUUCGAGAAAUGGUCAAGCAGGGUGCACUCGUCCAGAACGGUAGCGAACUGACAGCCGCUGGUGGAUUCACAAGUGAAUGGGAUGAAUGCUCCUCCACACCAUUUUUGCGUUCUCAGAAGGCAAAGCAAGUUGUUCCGUUUGACAAUGCUCGAUCAAUUGGGAUGAAGGCGGAGUUUGUGAGACGGACUAGAAUGAGAGGAGUGAAUUUCUUUGAUUUGCAAGGUGAUACCAAUAGCUAUGUGCUAGUCGACGCUGCAAGAAGGGUUCUCGGACGUUGUUGA